Messenger RNA from Trichosurus vulpecula (common brushtail), 923 nucleotides. RefSeq names its product nucleolar transcription factor 1-like. The coding region runs from base 1 to 687 and encodes 228 amino acids. The record is from RefSeq and is a predicted model, not a curated record. The transcript has a single exon. NCBI's taxonomy places the organism in Eukaryota, Metazoa, Chordata, Mammalia, Diprotodontia, Phalangeridae.
AUGGAAGCUUGCAAGCCUGUUGCUAGGUACUUGUUGAUGAGGGCUCCCCCAGCAACUGCCAAUUCCUCCAAGAAGAUGAAGUUCCAGGGGGAGCCCAAAAAGCCUCCCAUGAACGGUUACCAGAAAUUCUCCCAGGAGCUGCUGUCCAAUGGGGAGUUGAACCACCUGCGCCUGAAAGAGAGGAUGGUGGAGAUUGGCAGUCGGUGGCAGCGGAUUUCCCAGGGCCAGAAGGAGCAUUACAAGAAACUGGCAGAAGAGCAACAGAAGCAAUACAAGGUGCACUUGGACCUUUGGCUCAAGAGUCUGUCCCCCCAGGACCGUGCAGCUUACAAAGAAUACAUCUCCAAUAAACGCAAGAGCAUGACCAAGCUUCGAGGCCCAAACCCUAAAUCUAAGCCCACCAUGCAGUCCAAGUCGGAGUCAGAGGAAGAUGACGAUGAUGAUGAGGAAGAGGAAGAAGAUGAAGAAGAUGAUGAUGAUGAUGAAAAUGGGGAUUCCUCAGAUGAGGGGGGCGAUUCUUCUGAGUCGAGCAGUGAGGAUGAGAGCGAGGAUGGGGAUGAGAAUGAUGAUGACGAAGAGGAUGAUGACGAGGAUGAGGAUGAGGACGAAGACGAAGACAAUGAGUCGGAGGGGAGCAGCUCCAGCUCGUCCUCCUCAGGAGACUCCUCUGACUCAGACUCCAACUGAGCCCCGGGAGGAGGCCAGGCCUGCCUCUGUACCCCCAGGGGCCUAGGAAAGCCUUUGGGGGGCUGGGGAGGGGUUGAAGGGAGAGUCCCCUCUGUGACUCCUAUUUUUUUUUUCACCCCUCUAGUUCUGCUCCCGCCCACCCUCAUUUUUUUUAAAAAGCAAAAUGCAUGGGGGGGAAUGAGGGUGGGAGGGAGCCCAGGCUAGGACUCUGCAACCUUAGAGAUAUUAGCCCUGGG